AUGUCGGAGGACGCAGGCUUUUUCAAGAAAACAUCCGAAGCGGUCGCCAAUGCGGGAGCGUCGGUCGCAGGCGCGGUGAGCGGGUCGCUCUCGAUGAACGCCGGGGCUAGCCACAAGAAGACAACGACCACGCGGACACGGAUCCCGGCAGAGCAGCAGCAGCAGCAGCAGCAGCAGCAAAUCCUUGCCAAUGGUGGGGCGGGACAGCCUGCUCAGGGGCGCAUCACUGAUGGUGGGAAGGGGCAGCAGAAGAGACUCACGCAGCAGGAGGCUGAUGCGCUGUACGAUGAGCGGAUCGAGGAUGAGUAUGCCAAGCGGGAGGGUGGCGCUUGA
Molecule: messenger RNA, 333 nt
Organism: Cladophialophora carrionii CBS 160.54
Lineage: Eukaryota; Fungi; Ascomycota; Eurotiomycetes; Chaetothyriales; Herpotrichiellaceae
Exons: 1
Coding region: 1-333 (110 amino acids)
Source: RefSeq, a predicted model, not a curated record